Messenger RNA from Solea solea (common sole), 1323 nucleotides. It is a transcript of the gene lypla1, whose product is annotated as lysophospholipase 1. Gene Ontology annotation, molecular function: carboxylic ester hydrolase activity; palmitoyl-(protein) hydrolase activity. Gene Ontology annotation, cellular component: cytoplasm. NCBI's taxonomy places the organism in Eukaryota, Metazoa, Chordata, Actinopteri, Pleuronectiformes, Soleidae. The coding region runs from base 264 to 962 and encodes 232 amino acids. The record is from RefSeq and is a predicted model, not a curated record. Gene Ontology annotation, biological process: protein depalmitoylation. The transcript is spliced from 9 exons.
GCGUCCUCGUUGUUUAGAGAGGGGUGACUCCCCGACGCUGUGUGUUGCUUAAUACAACAUUUAAACUUUCUUUUAAGAACUUCACGACUCGCCGGCGGUUGAACCGAACUCGUGGACAUCGGUGUCCAUCUUCGGUUGACAUUGGCCUUCCAGCUACUUCGUAUUUGACAGCCAGACUGGGAUUAGGGAUUUGACACUGACUAAUAUCGUAGUUAGCUAAUAGCAGCUAACUUCUUUCCGCUUAUCAGCUGCCUCAGCGUUGUAUGUGCGGCAAUAACAUGUCGGCGCCUCUACCUGCCAUUGUGCCUGCUGCCCGGAAAGCCACUGCAGCGGUGAUAUUUCUGCAUGGCCUUGGUGAUACCGGGCAUGGCUGGGCGGAGACUUUCGCAAACAUCAGGAUACCACAUGUGAAAUACAUCUUUCCACAUGCUCCCACCAUGCCUGUUACUCUAAACUUUGGAAUGAACAUGCCUUCUUGGUUUAAUAUCUACAGUUUGAGCUUCGAUGCAGAGGAAGAUGAAAGUGGCAUUAAAAGAGCUUCAGACAACAUUAAAGCCUUGAUUGACCAAGAAGUGAAGAAUGGAAUACCGUCACACAGAAUUAUGCUGGGAGGCUUUUCACAGGGUGGAGCUUUGUCUCUGUACACGGCUUUGACAACUCAGCAGAAAGUUGCUGGAGUGGUUGCACUGAGCUGCUGGCUUCCUCUCCGCAGCUCCUUCCCUCAGGCAACUGCAAACUGUCCUAACAAGGACAUGCACGUGCUCCAAUGCCACGGGGAUGCCGAUCCACUGGUCAACCAGGCUUUUGGCAAAAUGACAGCAGACAAGAUGAAAACUCUCAUCAAUGAUACAAAUGUCACCUUCAAGUCAUAUCAGGGUCUGUCUCACAGCUCGUGUCCAGAGGAAUUGGUGGAUGUCAAGCAGUUCAUAGAGAAGCUUCUUCCUCCCAUCAGUGACGAAUGAUCUCGGAAGUGUCCACACGACCGCACAGCGUCAUCAGAGUCUCGUGGGACUGACGCCCAUGUGACUCUGUGGACUCGAGGAAACCACCGACUUACUUGACAAUAAAACCACGCUGCUACUCCUAAAGCCAGGCAAGAACAGAGCAGCUAUAUGUUAACCCGGGAGAGCCUUGACUAAAAAGGUGCUGCAUCCUGACCUGGAGCCACACAUGAAUCUCAGUAUUUCAGUAGAGUGACUUCAGUUGCUUGCAUUGACACAAACCAUUAUCUGCAGGAAACAUGUACUGGAAUAACUAGGGCUAUACCUUUUGGUUUGAUUCUUCCGAUCUUAAAAUAAAUGGCUUGUUGCUAAUUUUUCUUAA